AUGUCGGGCUGCGAUCCAGUUCGUUCGAGCGGCCCUUUUCUUUCCACCAUGUUUUUAAAAAUGUACAUUUUUCUAAAACAUUUAAAACCACUAUAGUUACCGAAUAAAGGUGUUAUUCACUACAUAAAUUAAAUUUAAAUACCAGAUUUAAUUUAUUUUUGACGUUGAGAUGAAUAAUGCAGCAACAAGGUAGUGUAGUAAGGAGACGCUGAACGAAUUGGAACGCGGCCUAACGGCGCCACUGUUUGAAAAUUCCGACUCGUUGUCGUGUUUUGUGUUGUUUAAGUGUUACCGCAUUUUAUACAUUUUUUCGCGUUUAUUUAGUUCGAAUAACUUUUGUUGUGAUUAUGGGGGUUCACGACUUGUGGUCCAUCGUCGAGCCGGUUCGUGAGUCGGUGCCACUGUACAGUUUGAGCGGAAAGACGCUGGCAGUUGACUUGAGUUUGUGGGUUUGCGAGGCUCAACACGUCCAAGCGAUGAUGGGGAGAGUUAUGAAGCCGCAUCUGAGGAAUCUGUUUUUCCGGGUGUCGUCCCUCACACUGAUGGGGGCGAAGCUCGUCUUUGUCGUGGAAGGAGAAGCUCCCAAACUUAAAGCAGAAACCAUGAGCAAGAGGACAGAAACCAGAUACGGAGGAUUCAAAAACGCUUCUGCUCCGAAGUCGAAGCCAACAAACACCAGCAGAGGGCGCUUUAAAGCUGUUCUUCGAGAGUGUGCAGAGAUGUUAGACUACCUGGGUGUACCGUGGGUGACAGCUGCUGGGGAGGCCGAGGCCAUGUGUGCGUACCUGGAUUCACAGGGUGUGGUGGACGGCUGCAUCACCAAUGAUGGAGACGCCUUCUUGUACGGGGCCAGGACCGUGUACAGGAACUUCAAUAUGAACAGCAAAGACCCUCAGGUCGACUGUUACCAGACUUCUCGAGUGCAAACAGAGUUACAUCUGUCCAGAGAGAACCUUGUUGGUCUGGGCAUUCUCCUUGGCUGUGAUUAUAUUCCUAAGGGCAUACCAGGUGUUGGCAGAGAGCAGGCCCUGAAGCUCAUCCAGACACUGAGAGGACAAACACUUCUGCAGAGGUUCAUCCAGUGGAGGGAGGAAAAUCUAUGCGUGUCUGAUGGAGUUGUGAAGAAGGUUCCUCACUGCAACUUAUGUCGUCAUCCUGGCUCAGCGAAGGCACAUGAGCGUGGCGGCUGUUCUCUUUGCAACAGCCAGCGAUUCUGUCAGCCUCAGGACUUUGACUACCAGUGUCCCUGUGACUGGCACCGCUGGGAGCAGAACCGCCAGGCCUUGUCUUUUGAGGCAAACAUCAGAAAGAAAACUCUGGCAAGUCAACAGUUCCCUUUUACAGAGAUCAUUAGUGAGUUCCUGGUUUCCAAGGAUAAGCCUGUGUCACACUUCAAGAGGAGACAGCCAAACAUGCUGUUGAUGCAGAAAUUUGCCUAUGACAAGAUGGAGUGGCCAAAGCAUUACACCAGCGAAAAGGUUUUAGUCUUGAUGACCUACGCAGCGUUGAUGAACAGAAAAUAUGGAAGAGAUAUGACCGCACAAAUCAAGCCUAUUCGAAUUUUAAAACCAAGGGUGAGGAAUGCCGUUGCUUGCUUUGAAGUCAUCUGGAGCUCGCCAGAGCAUUAUGUGUUUCCUGAGGAUCGACCUGCAGAGGAUCAACAUGAGGUGAGGACAGUGGAGGAAGAAUCUCUGUUUCGUGUGGCCUACCCAGAGGUGGUGGAGAGCUACCUGAGAAACAAAGCUCUGGCUGAGGAGAACAAAACCAAGAAGAGGAAACCAAAAAGUAAAAGGAGAAGCCAUCAGAAGUUUCCGAUGGUAUUUCAGAUCUCUUGGCUCAGAUGACCCUUAAGAGUGUUUCAGUUCAACCAGAAACACUACUUCCUACCAUUUCAAACACAGACGAACCAGAAGUAAUCAUUUUGGACACUCCGGUGAGCCAGAAGCAGCAUCGAAA
Molecule: messenger RNA, 1956 nt
Organism: Acanthochromis polyacanthus (spiny chromis)
Lineage: Eukaryota; Metazoa; Chordata; Actinopteri; Pomacentridae
Gene: gen1
Product: GEN1 Holliday junction 5' flap endonuclease
Exons: 13
Coding region: 348-1844 (498 amino acids)
Molecular function (GO): four-way junction DNA binding; 5'-flap endonuclease activity
Source: RefSeq, a predicted model, not a curated record